This is a messenger RNA of Miscanthus lutarioriparius, 1005 nucleotides long. NCBI's taxonomy places the organism in Eukaryota, Viridiplantae, Streptophyta, Magnoliopsida, Poales, Poaceae. The record is from the annotation of a GenBank genome assembly.
AUGGCGUCCCCCACCGCCACCGCCACCUUACUCGCCGUCUUCCUGCUCGUGGCGUCGGCGUCCACGGCGCCGGCGCGGUCCUGCUCACCGAGCGACCUGCACGCGCUGCUGAGAGUGAAGCAGGCGCUGGGCAACCCGGCGACGCUGUCGACGUGGACCGCGUCGUCGCCCAACUGCUGCGCGUGGGACCACCUCCGGUGCAACGACGCCGGGCGCGUGAACAACGUCUUCAUCGACGCCGCGGACGACGUGCACGGCCAGAUCCCGUCCGCGGUGGGCGGGCUCACGGAGCUCAUGUCGCUGACCCUGUUCAAGCUGCCGGGGCUCACGGGCUCCAUCCCGACCUGCCUCACCGCGCUGUCCAAGCUGGAGUUCCUCACCAUCUCCCACACCAACGUCUCCGGCGCCAUCCCGGAGUCCCUGGCGCGGCUGCGCAGCCUCGACUCCGUGGACCUCUCCAGCAACCAGCUGACGGGCGGCAUCCCGUCAGCGUUCGCCGACCUGCCCAACCUCCGGUCGCUGGACCUCCGGCACAACCAGCUGACGGGCACCAUCCCGACGGGGCUGGUGCAGGGGCAGUUCCGGUCGCUGAUCCUGUCCUACAACCAGCUGACGGGACCCAUCCCGCGCGACGACGCGCACGACGAGAUCAACACCGUGGACCUCUCCCACAACAAGCUCACCGGCGACCCCUCCCACCUGUUCGUUGCCGGCCGGCCCAUCGGCAAGGUGGACCUGUCGUGGAACUACCUCGACUUCGACCUCAGCAAGCUGGUGUUCCCGCCGGAGCUGACGUACCUGGACCUGUCCCACAACCAAAUCCGGGGCACCGUGCCGCUGUCGCUGGAGCACCUGUCCACGCUGCAGAAGCUGGACCUCAGCUACAACCGCCUGUGCGGGCCGCUCCCCAAGGGCCACGGCGUGAUCAAGCACGGGUGCAAGCCGUACGCGCACAACCAGUGCCGCAAAGGGACCCCGCUCGCGGGGUGCCAGGACCUGGAGUGA